Messenger RNA from Nicotiana attenuata, 800 nucleotides. RefSeq names its product two-component response regulator ARR17-like. The record is from RefSeq and is a predicted model, not a curated record. Gene Ontology annotation, biological process: cytokinin-activated signaling pathway; phosphorelay signal transduction system. Bases 1 to 606 code for a protein of 201 amino acids. NCBI's taxonomy places the organism in Eukaryota, Viridiplantae, Streptophyta, Magnoliopsida, Solanales, Solanaceae. The transcript is spliced from 5 exons.
AUGGUGAUCGACGAUGAAGAGAAACCGCAUGUUUUGGCUGUGGAUGACAGUUUGGUGGACCGCAAAAUCAUUGAGAGGCUACUCACUACCUCCUUUGUUUUGUUGACUACAGCAGAGAACGGGCAGAAGGCUUUGGAGUUGUUGGGCCUUGUAGAGGAACAAUACAGCAAGAGUACUAGAGUAAACACAACAAUUUGUUGUAUGGCAUGCAUCUUUUAUAACUUUCUGCUUUUUAUACUGAACCUUGAUUCAAUAUUGCAGGAAACAAACAUAAACUUGAUCAUUACUGAUUACUGCAUGCCAGGGAUGACAGGAAACGAUCUACUAAAAAGGGUGAAGGGAUCCUCCAAUUUGAAAGAGAUACAUGUGGUCAUCGUGUCAUCGGAGAAUGUCCCCACCCAAAUCAAGAAGUACUUGGAAGAAGGUGGUCAAGAAUUUAUGCUAAAGCCUCUCAAACAAUCAGAUGUUAAGAAAUUGAAAUGUAAUAUGACCAAAGUAACCGAACCAGGCUAUACAUCGGGAGGUAAAACAAUAGCGCAUCCAGUGGCUGGAAGAUGCAGAAGAUACAAGAGGAAAGCUAAAGGAAAAAGGGACCAGAAAUUUUGACUGUCACUAGGGAAUAUUGACUAUUGAUCCGAAGGAAAGUGAAAACAUUGCGACAUCAUCGUUCUUUAUCUAAUUUUUUAUUAGCUAUUUUGAAUAGAUCCCAUCAGUCCCUCUUAUUUUUCCCAAUUUACUUCUGCUAAAAAGCACGUGCUCUCUCCCAAACACCAUAUAUGUUGCACAUGCAUCAAAACUGA